This is a messenger RNA of Tetrahymena thermophila SB210, 669 nucleotides long. RefSeq lists its product as hypothetical. Lineage: Eukaryota; Ciliophora; Oligohymenophorea; Hymenostomatida; Tetrahymenidae. The transcript is spliced from 2 exons. The record is from RefSeq and is a predicted model, not a curated record.
AUGAGGAACAUAAGCAAAAGAAGGAAGUGGAGAAGGAGAUUAAGAAGUUAAGAGAUUAGGUAAUAAAAUUUCAGCCAAAAAAAUUACUGUACCUGUUUUAGUAGUAAAUAAAAGCAAUUUUUAUAUUUAGAGGCUGUUUCCCUAUUCAAUAUUAAUAAAAUUGACAAACAUAAGUAAUAAUCUAAAGGUUGUAAUUAGACGAAUUAUCAAAUAAAAUGCAGUAUAAUUGCUCAAAUUAUAAAAUUUAAAAUGACAAAAAUGAUUUAAAUAAUGUUUCAUAACAAAAAAGAUUAGUAAAUUUUAUUAAGUCUAAGACUCAGUAAUUUAGGAAUGCUAGCAAGGCCAUGGCCAUGGAGAAUUACUAAACAGUUUAUUUACAGAAAAAAACUAUCAGUUUUCUCCUUACAAAUCGAGCUUAUUGUAAUCCUAGUUUAAAAAAUAGAUCUCCUGAGUCAGCCCCUCAAAUUAUCAUCAAAAUUUUAAGAACAAAUAAAAAAAAGUGUCAGUGUAAACACCUAAGUAGUCAAAAGUAUUGAGGAAAAGUUUAAAAAUAUGGAAAACAUCAAAAAUAAAAAUUUAUCUGAUAAACUAGUUGAGUUUAUUUUUAAAAUGAGGUAAAAUUUAAGUAAGGAAAUGUAUAUUUUAUUUUCAAAGGAAUGGUUGAAUUGA